Molecule: messenger RNA, 2118 nt
Organism: Priapulus caudatus
Lineage: Eukaryota; Metazoa; Priapulida; Priapulimorpha; Priapulimorphida; Priapulidae
Product: 52 kDa repressor of the inhibitor of the protein kinase-like
Exons: 3
Coding region: 1-2118 (705 amino acids)
Cellular component (GO): nucleus
Source: RefSeq, a predicted model, not a curated record
AUGCCGGAGUUUAAACGGAAGUUGGAAGAGGAAAAGGAAACGGAGGAGGACUCUUCGAAUUCACGUGGCUUCGCACAAGGACUCCGACCAGAGCGCAUCAUCGGCGCAACCCAGUCCAGCGGAGAGCUCAUGUUUUUGAUGAAGUGGGAAGGCAACCCAUGCAAGGACGAAGACGUCGCUAGCCACAAAGGGGAUCACACACCAAAGGCUACGAAGCAACCGCAGCCGCCAAUGUCUCGGGCAGUUGAUCCUUCGGCCAAGGAUUCAUCUGCAAGUGACCUUGAGGCUCAGGAGCCCGAUGACGCAAUCACCUACACCCCGGCGGAGGCAGAGACAACCGACGGCGCAUUCUGUCUCCCAUGUGCCCUGUUUGUGGAGGAGAAGAGGGAACACCUUGGUCUGCUAGUGAAUAAGCCGUUCCGAAAAUGGAGUAAAAAGAAGGACACAAUCAACCCGCAUGCGGAAUGCCUGUACCAUACUCGUGCCAUGCAAGUUGCGGACGGUCUGAUCCACAGCAUCGAAACCCUCCAAUCAACAAUUCCAGCACUCAGCGACGCUCGUGUCAAAGAAAACAUUGGCAGAAACAGACAUUGUGAAAUGUGUCACCGAAGCUGUGCUGUAAUGCAGCAGACAAUGCAUCGCGUUACGCAGGAACAAGGAAUACCUCAAGAGCGGCGGAAAUCCCAGCAAUUUCUUUGCCCUCAUGAAACUGAUGAAAACCACAAUCCAAUAUUGAGAGCACACUUGGAUUCACCAAUCCUCAAGAAUGCAACAUAUGUGUCCACGAAAAUUCAAAAUGAGGUGAUAAAUAUAAUGGACAAGGACAUGAUCCUCGUGCAGAUAGUCAGUGAGGUAAAUUCGGCAGUUUACUAUAGUGUGUUAGCUGACGAGACCACCUCGCAUAACAAAGAACAACUGUCGCUCUGUAUCCGGUUUGUGGACAAAUGUAAGGAUAUAAAAGAGGAAUUUGUGAGGUUCUCUGGACUACACAGAACCACUGGCUAUCACAUUGCCCAAGAAAUGAAAUCUGUUCUCGCGGAGAUAGGACUCGACAUCAGCAACAUGCGAGGUCAGGGCUAUGACGGAGCGGCUGCAAUGUCGAGUGAACGUAUCGGCGUACAAAAGUUAAUCCGUGAUGACGCCCCCAAGGCAGUGUACAUGCACUGCAAUGGUCACUGCCUGAACUUGGUAAUUGGACAUGCCUGUUCCAAUACGGACGUGCGCAAUAUGAUAGACAAACUCAAGGCCGUGUGCCUGUAUUUUAAGUACAGUCCUAAGAGACAAGGUUUGUUGGAGCACAUCAUAACAAAAAAUGCUCCUGGCAGUAAGCGGAAGCCGCUACUAAACUUAUGUAAGACCCGCUGGGCAGAGCGUCAAGAAGCAUAUACGCACGUCAAUGACUCGUACCCGCAUCUAGUGACGGCAUUUGAAAAGAUCGCGCACAGAUUACAUUCCGAUAUUCUGGACGACGAUAUUCUGCUAUUCAGAGCAGCAUGGGAUGCUAAGUCAAAACAAGACGCCGUGUCCAUCCUGGCAUCCAUAACCUCGUUCGGGUUCAUAAUGACGUUCAACGUUGUCUACUAUUCCCUCGCGCAUCUGGAAGUCAUCACAGUGAAGUUGCAGAAAUCGGCGUUGGACAUCUUCAAAGCCCAUGAAUUUGAAAUGGUCCAAGAGUUUACAGAUUAUUUUCGGAUGCGGAGAAACACUGUGGACGAUGCUAUGAAAGACAUGUUCACGACGUCCAUGCAAAUGGCAGGAAAGGUGGAUGUGGUACCCUCCAUGCCACGCAUCAAUGCGUGGCAAAUAAACAGAGGCAAUACACCAGCUGAGAGCGUGGAUGAAUACUACAAGCAAAACCUGUUGAUUCCGUUCACAGACCAUAUUGUCACGAAACUUGAGGCUCAGUUUUCCGGGCUGCAGACAACCGCCAGUAAAUUGCUGGGUCUCGUUCCUACUCUACUGGUGGAAAACAUCGACAUCUCGGAGGUUGUGGACAUGUACGAAGACGAUUUGCCGACGCCUCAUCUUGUGGCCACUGAACUGGAUCGCUGGAAGCAUAAGUUUACUAAUGUGGCAGACAAACCGAUCUCCCUUGCACAGGCUCUGAAAAAUCUGUGA